Molecule: messenger RNA, 3303 nt
Organism: Apis dorsata (giant honeybee)
Lineage: Eukaryota; Metazoa; Arthropoda; Insecta; Hymenoptera; Apidae
Product: myosin-7B-like
Exons: 6
Coding region: 1547-3046 (499 amino acids)
Source: RefSeq, a predicted model, not a curated record
UCAUUAUGGUGUAACAUACUAUAUUCUAUUGAACAAUGCGUGUAUUUAUUUCACAAAAGCUAACCUACCUAAUCAUCAUUGAAGUUGUUAUAUACAAAGUUAUGAAAAAAUAAAAAAAUUCGAUCCAUAUUAUAAUUUAAAAUAUUAUAUCUAUUUAUUAUACGUUAUGGUGUGUUUAUUUCAAUGGCGUUAGAAGAACAACAAAAAGAAAGCAGUGAUUCCAAAAAUGAAAAUUAUUUACCGGAAAGAAAGGGAGAAGGUUGAAGAAUUUUACCUGUAACCCAUUUGUAUUAAAGGAACAUUUUAUUCAAUGUCAACAUAUAUCUACUGCGAACGCGCAAGAGCGCAGGUACACGUAUAUCCUUUCUCGCAUGCCCCUUCCUUGCGAAAGGACAAAGCGGCUUCGGUUCCCGUUACGGCAGACUUCGGUUGUGGCUCGUUGAAGAAAGGCGGAACAUCAGAAAAAUGUGUGCGAAGAGUAUGCUAAAGGAAUAUAAGAAAUAAAAUCGUGUGAUGAGUGUCUUGUGUAUUCUUAUCGUUCAAAGUGGACAGUCCUAGGUACUGGUGUGAAUCGCGUUCACCGCGCAUGGUCUGUUGAGAAGAACCACCCUCCUUUUUCUAAUUACUUUAAUUACAAAGCGAGCCUAUUUGGCGUGUGUAUUCCGUGUCCCGUGUUUCUUGAGAGAUAUAAGUACAAUAGAAUUCAUCAUAGAAUUCAAUGGACGAAAAUGGCGACUUGAAUUUUAUCAACAAUUAUACUCGUAAAUUGUGCUUUGUGUAUGACCGAUUGAAUAAGUUCUUUUUGCAAUUAUUAAAAUAUAAGUUCAUCCACAAUAAAGAUCUUGUUUAUUCUGUUAAUGAACACGGUAUUUUUCUAAUGGUAUUUUAAUAUUCUUAAUUUAUAAAAAUAUAUUUAAAUCAAAGACGAUCAAAACAAAAAGAGUAAAAAUAGUGAUGAAUUUAGUAAUGUGUAUUAUCGUGCGAAUAACGAAUAGUUCAUGCGGAGGUCCGUUACCUUUGCUAUUUCGUGCGACGUUAAUGCGUUCUUAUUCUCAUCAAAAAUUAAGAAAGCGUAUACCAAUAAUUUAACGGAGAUUUUAAUUGAAUGUUAUUAUUUGCCGCAACAAUUAUGCCAUCCUGUUUGAAAGAUUAUAAAAAAAAGUAUUAAAGAGAAAUCGUGCGCUAAGAAAUAUCAAGUGAUGAACUAGAACGAAGAAGACGAUAGGAAUUCUGGUUCGUUGCAAAAGAAGAAGGAAUCGGAAGACGUGUUCGUGGAAGUGGAAAAGGAACGCGAAGGUGCGACGAGGUAGAGAAAGAAGAGCGAAAGAGAGAAAAUAUCUCAGAGAUGAAAAUCAGUGGAUCGUGAUUCUCUAGGGAGUCGAAUAAGAGGUAGUAAGAGGAGGCCAGCCCGAAUGGGAGUAGCAAAGACUAGAUCGUGGUCGGUUCCUUUGGGUUGUCGAGGUCGUGGCAACGAGGACGAAGGAAAAGAGGACGGCCGUCUAACCGGGUCGUGGAAAAAUCGAGUAUAUAGUGAUUCGGUGCAACGAUGACAACGACAACUGGAAGGUACGGUGCUAUGGAAAUGAGACAUUCAAGAAGCGAGGAUCUACUCGGUGUGAUUUCUGGCUCGCGAUCUCCGAGUCCUAACGUGCCUCUGCCUAGUACCGCUUCCGAGGAUGACCUUAUCGCGGCCAGCGCCCUCCAUGAGGCCACUGACACCACCAUAAAACCAACGUGUCCCUUGUUGUCCUCGAGACCGGCCGGUUUUCCAGCAGAUCGCAUUGAUCCUGAGGAUUCUAUUCGAGAUAUUGUCACCGAAAAUGAUCUCUACAGAUUUGUCUUGUUCAAGCGUCAUUAUGAUAAGUACGUCGCUCUGGCAACUAAAUACGAGGAGGCUAAAGGUGUCGCUUACUACUUGGAAGAACGUUACCAUGAAGUGAAGGCAGAGAGAGAUAAAUUGGAAGAAACCAGGCGAUCGUUGGAGAAGCGAUUGGAGGGUUGCGAGGCGGAACUCCGAGGUAAAGAGGACGAACUAUUUCUACAACUGGAACGUAGUCUUCGUCUGGAAGAAGAAGUAGAGAGAGCUAAGACAGAACGGGAUAAUUGCAUAGCUGCCAGGGAUCGGUUGGAGAAACAACGCGAAGUUACAUUGCGACGUCUACAAAUGCAACUAGCACAAAAUGAGAUCACGAGACAAACUCUUGAACGGGCUCGGCAGGAUGUUGUCAGACAGGCCACUGUUAUUCGUGCUGAACGAGAUGCUCUUGAAAGAGAGAAUGAAGUUUUAAAAGAAAAAUUGCGCAUAGAACAAGGAGAAUUGGGAGAGGAAAUACGUAGACGAGACGAAGGUGUUGCAGCAUUGACUCGAGAAACUAUGACAUUGAGACAUGCAGCGAGACAUCUUCGUGCAGCAACAAUACAUGCCACAUCUUGCCGCCGUCGUCGACGGUGCUCUGUCUGUUUGUAUGCGAGACGCACUUUUGCUGAGGUCGAUGAUUAUCGCGACGAUGGAAAUCUUUUCAAGUGCCUUCAAGCGCCGCUACAGGAUCUACGUACCUGGUUGCGACCCAGCACGUCUGCAACAACAUCGCGUGGACAGAGAACUAUUUCAGUGUUAGCCGAUCAAGAAAUAGGUUUCAUUGAUGAUUCCAGUGUUGAUAGCAGUGCCGGUGGAAGUAAUGGCAGCAAUAGCAGUACAACUAGUAGUAAUAGUGCAUCCGAUGACGAAGCAUAUCCAAGUACUCCUGUUGCUGAAAUAUCACUUUCAUCGGCUAAUUCAAGUGUUCCAGCUACGGCUAGAGCCUUUUCAUCCGAUUCAGGGUUUUCUUCGGAAAUCGGAGAUCGAAGAUCACGAUGUUAUGAAAAUGGCGGUAGUAGCACCAGCAGUAGCAGCGGAAAAAGCAGAAAAAUUAGUGAAUCGCUUAGUUGCAGUGAACCGGAUGAGCAAAGUACAACAGGACUUACUCGGUCAAGAUGGACCUCCUCGUUUCGUAAAUUACUUGGACGGAAACCGAAGACCAAGUCCACAUCCGACCGCUCCUCAUGAAGAGCUUAAGACUGAGAAAAGCACAGUCAUUGUGUUCGAAACACAUAGUGCAAAAUCAUAAAAUUUAGUGCUCCCGCCUUUUUUCGGUUGCGUCGUUGAUUUAUCGAUAUUGUUCGCUUGAUCGGUAAAACAUUCCAAAUGAGUCCAUUUAAGAAUUAAAAGAAACAAUUCGAUACUGCCCGAAUAUUGAUAAUAAUGCAAUCCUGGUUUUCUUCAUAUUAAUAAUAUCGAAUUAAAAGCGCGUUAACAAUCACAGA